CUUUUAAGCGAAUGGUACAAGAGCGCUUUUAUUUUAAUCAAUCACGUGAUAUUAAGCUCCCUAUUUUGCCUGUUUGGAAUAGGGGGAAAUGUUAUAAACAUCUGUGUGUUUGUUAAGCAGGGUCUGUCCAAAUCGAUGAAUGCAAAUUUCUUUGCCAUGGCAGUUUCGGACAUCCUCGAGACGGUCGCCCAGCUGUGGCAAAACGUUUGUUUAAACCCUUACCUGCUACGAACAGAUUCGAUCAUUGAUUUUGACGACAUUCAGUACCUGACCGCUGGUUGGCCCAGUCUCGUCCUUGUGAGAAUCACCGGUUGGAUCACUGUGUAUGUCACGGCAGAGAGAUGCCUGUCCGUUACGUUUCCGCUGAACAUCAAACAAAUUGUAACGCCACGGCGCACAGCCGCCAUUUUGGUUUUCAUCUACGUCACCAACAUUGCAGGAGUUAUCCCCCUUUAUUUCUCGGCCUAUUUCAGCUGGAAUUUUUACCCGGCCCAGAACAGAACAAAGCUUGGGAUCUCCUUCAGGCGGAACAAACAUGACGUUGAAAGUUUGAUCUUUUCCAUCCAAGCCUCGCUGACAAUCAUCGCUUUCUGUUCCGUCGUCGUCCUCACAUCUUUUUUAAUAGUUCAGCUGAACCUGAAAUCAAAAUGGCGUCGAACGUCAACGCUUGAAGUCGGUAAAUCCCACGGUAUUUCCUCUCGGGAGAGAAAGGCUGUCGCCAUGGUGAUUGUCGUGGCCUCCGUUCUGCUCAUCUGCUACACGCCGGCUGUUGUCUGCUCCCUGGCGACUGCCAUCACGCACGACUUCAGCAUCACGGGUGAACAAGUGAACGUGUUCCACGCGGUGUGGUCUUUCGCCUUCCUGUUCCACUCGAUGAACUCCAGCGUCGCCGUCAUUUUAUAUUACAAGAUGAGCUCCAAGUACAGGGAGACGUUCCGUGAUAUAUUUCCGAGAUGGGGCAAAAUCGGGUUUCGGUGA
Molecule: messenger RNA, 978 nt
Organism: Lymnaea stagnalis (great pond snail)
Lineage: Eukaryota; Metazoa; Mollusca; Gastropoda; Lymnaeidae
Source: the annotation of a GenBank genome assembly